AUGUUGGCAGCCAGCGUGGACUACGCAUUUUUCGGCACAGAGACCGGCUUAAAACAGACCGUGGCCACGGCGGGGGAUCACGGUUUAAAUGAGCGCUGGAUUCCAUCAGUCGUCGGCCGGUCCCGGGGAAGGCCUCGCAAGACCUUCGGGAGUCGGGUCCAGGACGAGACCGAGGCUCGCCUCGACUGUUACGACACCGAGCAAAGACAAGUUCUGGCCGCAGACAAGCGCAGGCGAGAGUUCCACGAGGAGAAGAGGAACGAGUUUGAGAGCUACGCAGAAGAGGUGGACGAUGAACAAAACGAGAGCGAGAGGAGCCGCGAGAGCAUGGAGCAGUGGCGAGAGUUCCACUACGACGGGAUGAACAAACCCCCCCCCCUUUAUGAGUACAACCUGCACACCAUCUGA
Phycodurus eques (leafy seadragon) is the source of this 408-nucleotide messenger RNA. It is a transcript of the gene ucmab, whose product is annotated as upper zone of growth plate and cartilage matrix associated b. The record is from RefSeq and is a predicted model, not a curated record. Gene Ontology annotation, biological process: embryonic skeletal system development; regulation of osteoblast differentiation. Gene Ontology annotation, cellular component: extracellular matrix. NCBI's taxonomy places the organism in Eukaryota, Metazoa, Chordata, Actinopteri, Syngnathiformes, Syngnathidae.